ACCCCUCGCUGGUGAGCUUUGGAGGCAAAUAACUGGGUUGGGUUUACCCAUAUACCGUGGCGAGGCACCGAUUCGGUUCGGAGACUCUGCUUGCCAGUGAUUUCUGUGGGUUCCGGGAAGAAGGAGGACGGGAUGGCAGAGAUGAGAGACUGAUUGUGCUAGGCUCCUAACACCUGGUGAAUGAGCGCUGCGGCCUGCUGGGAACAGGACUUCUAAAAGACAGAUAUGUCUGGAAGGUUGUGGUGCAAAGCCAUUUUUGCUGGCUAUAAGCGGGGUCUCCGGAACCAAAGGGAGCACACAGCUCUUCUAAAAAUUGAAGGUGUUUAUGCCAGAGAUGAAACCGAGUUCUAUUUGGGCAAAAGAUGUGCUUAUGUGUACAAAGCAAAAAACAACACAGUGACUCCUGGUGGCAAGCCAAACAAAACCAGAGUAAUCUGGGGAAAGGUAACUCGUGCCCAUGGAAAUAGCGGCAUGGUUCGGGCCAAAUUCCGAAGCAACCUUCCUGCUAAGGCCAUUGGACACAGAAUCCGUGUGAUGCUGUACCCCUCAAGGAUUUAAAAUGGAAAAUAAAGAUGGAUUUGUGUUCUUGUAUAUUUUUGUUCAGUGGCUCAAAAAACUUGUCUUCAAUUGAUUUCGCUAUAUGCUUAAAAUGAUGGAGGUUUUUCAGCAUCUUCAAAGUACAAGGAAAUCAGGGCUAUAUAUAAUGGACAGUAUGAGGCAGUUACAGGGAUUUAGAAAGUAACAGGUUAACAUGAAUACCUUAAUGGGCAUUUUUGGAGGAAAUAAAUAUGAUUUGGGGAAA
Messenger RNA from Ictidomys tridecemlineatus (thirteen-lined ground squirrel), 802 nucleotides. It is a transcript of the gene Rpl35a, whose product is annotated as ribosomal protein L35a. Gene Ontology annotation, biological process: translation. Gene Ontology annotation, cellular component: ribosome. Lineage: Eukaryota; Metazoa; Chordata; Mammalia; Rodentia; Sciuridae. Gene Ontology annotation, molecular function: structural constituent of ribosome. The record is from RefSeq and is a predicted model, not a curated record.